Messenger RNA from Sphaerodactylus townsendi, 2304 nucleotides. RefSeq names its product BRF2 RNA polymerase III transcription initiation factor subunit (gene BRF2). Gene Ontology annotation, molecular function: TBP-class protein binding; RNA polymerase II general transcription initiation factor activity. NCBI's taxonomy places the organism in Eukaryota, Metazoa, Chordata, Lepidosauria, Squamata, Sphaerodactylidae. The record is from RefSeq and is a predicted model, not a curated record. The transcript is spliced from 5 exons. Gene Ontology annotation, cellular component: transcription preinitiation complex; nucleus. Gene Ontology annotation, biological process: transcription preinitiation complex assembly; transcription initiation at RNA polymerase II promoter. Bases 106 to 1383 code for a protein of 425 amino acids.
AUUGUGGGGUGAGUAGGUGCAAUAGAGGAACUGCGGCAUCUACGGAUAGUUUUAGAGAGGGGGUGAAGUUGGGUGCGGGAUGUUGCAUGCCUUCUGCCACUUUGGAUGCUAAGCCAGAAUGUUCCUUUUGCAGAUAUGUCAGGUCAAAGGAAGUGUCCAAACUGUGGCAGUUCAAGAAUAGCAGAGGAUUCUCACUAUUCUCAGGACCAUCUGGUGUGUGUGGACUGUGGCUAUAUUCUGAUUGAAGGAUCCCUCACGACCACUUACACUGAUGAAUCGUAUCUGCAACCGGUGACUUAUUUGCAAAGUAGUGGUCAAAAUGAACAGAAGAGCCGAAGUGUACUAAGAGGUACAAGGCGUGUCCGGCACCUGUGUGAAGUUCUUCGCCUUCCCUCUGAGUUCAAAGAUACAGCCGUGGCUUAUUAUGAACGGGCAAUCAAACACUCCACUUUCCACUGGGUCCGCUUGAAUAAGAAAGAGAUUUUGGUGGGCUGUUGUAUCUUUGCAACCUGCCGGCAGCACAACUGGCCCAUUACCAUGGGGUCCAUCUGCUCACUUCUCUAUGCAGACAAGGAGGUGUUUGCCACGACCUACUUCAGCUUCUUGAAGGAACUGGAACUAGAUGUGCCAGCUCUGAGUUUGGUAGACCUGGUGAAAACUCAGCUUGGCAGCUUUCAGCUAUUCCAGAACUCAUCCAAUAUCCCAAGUGAAUUUGUGGAGGAUAGGAAGAAACUGGAGACUAGGACAGUCGAGCUGGUGGAGCUUGCCAGCGAGACAUGGCUGGUGACAGGCCGGCACCCUAUCCCCAUAAUCAUAGCAGCAGCCUACCUGGCUUGGCAGUCUUUACGCCCUGCUGGUCGCGUCACUCGCACCCUUCCCCAGUUCUGCAUGCUUGCUGGUACGGACCUGCCGCCACCAGCUUAUCAGCGGUUGAAGGAGCUUCGUAACAUCCUCCUCAAGAUGGCAUCUGAACUAGCCUGGUUGCGAGUUCUCAAGGUGAACAAGAAGAGCGUGGUAAAAUACAUUGCAGACCUGCUGCAGUAUCGUUGCCGGCUCCUGCGAGCUGCCUUUGACACAGGAGACUCUGCUGCAGAUGACUGUUUGGGAGAUUUGGCAGCAGAACCACUGGAGGCUCUUGAUACAGAGACAAAUGUCAAGGCGGAAAGGGCUUUGGCUUCAGAAGAGAAGCUCCAGUGCAGCAGCCAGCAGCCCCCUUUGCUCCCACCCUCCAUGCUUAACCCCAGGAAGAAGCAGCGAAGGGACGUUCCUUCCCCACAGCUCUCAAUCAUUGGAGACGAGCCCAUUUUGGACAGUGAAAUACAGCAAUAUCUUCGGACCCCGGAAGAAAAGGAGAGGUUCUGCAAGGCCCAAGCCUCCCUGUGAUGCUGUGCAGCCACUGCCCCGAGUGUGGUUCAUCCAGUCUGACGUUUAAAGUUCCGGAGUUGUUUCCAUUCCCAUUGUAGGGAUCACUUGACUGUAGGCGUGUAUGUGCGGGGUGUGUCUGUGUAACAUUUAAAGACAUAUCACCCAGAAAGAUCCAUGACAACAAAAGAACUUUUUGUUAGUCCAUGUCUGUUGAGAUGUGCAGCUUAUUUUAUAAAAUUGCUGUUGAAUCUGGAUUUAGUGUGCUCCACUUUCCCAUGCUGGAAGGCAGGAAAUAGAUGAUGGGUGGGAGAAAGCAGGCGCCGAAAAUGUUUUCAGUUCAAUUCUUUUUCAAAGCCAGGAUUGGGGCUAUCUUUAUACAGUCAAAGAGCUUUUGACACUCUUCACUUCCUUUUUGAAGCUGAGCAUCCCAGCCACUCAUAGAUUACUUCCUGCCCUCAAGGUGGGCAAGCUGCUGCACUCUGGCUUCUCCCCAAGCUGUACCCAUAACAUUUGAAAACAAGUGAUCAGGUGCAUAGCUUGAUUGGCAGCAGUUGACCGCCAACUGCAAGUAAUGAUGCUGGUAGGAGAAGUAACCACAUCAUUGGCCUGGGCAUAUACUCAGUCCCUGCAAGGUUAGCAUGUGAUGAAGCCGUGGUCAAGCAGUUCUGAGACUGAUGAAGCAAUGCAUGUACCUGUCGGUAAGAUGAAGCAGUCAGUGAAAGUUCAGCCCACCCCCAAUUACUUAGCUCUUCAACAGAGAGGGAAAUGUAACCUGAGAAAAAGUAGAACCUUCCUUUUUUUUGGAAAGAGUUUGCUUUGAGCACUUCUGUUUCUUUCCCUUGGUACCCUGUUUCCCCCAAAAUAAGACAUCCCCUGAAAAUAAGACGUAGUAGAGGUUUUGCUGAAGUGCUAAAUAUAAAGCAUCCCCCGAAAGUAAGA